UUUAACCCACUGAGCCACCCAGGCGCCCCUGAACUUAUCAUUUUUAAGUGAAAAAUGUUGAGAUACCUCCUCAAUCCGUUCUUGAGAGCACUACUGAGACUUCAUAUCAUUGGUGAGCUUCUAGCAUCUAUUUCAAACAAUUUCCCUCAACCUUGCACUUUGGCUAGGACUCAAACCACCUAAAACUUAAAAAGUCCCAGCAGUUUUAAAACAAAGCAAAGGCCAAAGAUGGGUCUUCAGAUUCUGACACUAAAAUCUCCCCCUAUAAUUAUAUACCUCUAUACCUUUUGAAAUAAUGAUUGUUUCAAAAGCAAGUGUAUGAUCUUAAUUGAUUAGUCAGUAAAACUAAGUUUUUGCUAUGAUUGGGAAAGAGAAUGUCACUCUUUGGGGGCAGAAAGAUAAAACAGGUGACCAUAGUUGUAGCCGAGUAAAUCUCAUGAACCUGAGGGAAGUUGGUUUUAGGACUUAGCCUGAUUUAAAUGAAAGUAAACAUAUUUGUGUUUGUGUACUUAUUAAAUACUUUAGGUAUCCCGGAUUUCAGCACCAAAAUAAAUAAAUACUUUGGUAAAUUAUGAGAAACUAGAACUAAAUUGUGACUUUAUCUAAUGUGUUCCACCCCAGUAUUUUACUUCAUUUUCUCCCAGUUCACAGUUCACUGCUGUGAAGGAAACCUGCAGACAUAACUUCUUGCCCUGUAACAACUAUCUAUUUGUGUUUCAUCUCACGGUUUAGCCAAUUCAUAUCCUCUGAGAGAACUCCCAAAGUGACUCAUGUAUACUUUCCUUUCCAGUACAACUGAAAGAAGGCCAAGUAGUGAUGCAAUCUUGUUUCAGGUUUUCAAUCUUCUCAAAAGAUUACAAACUCCUGGGGGCCAGGAAUCACAUCUUGUACUCAAAACAAUACUAACAGCACCAGGAACUUUAAAGAGUAUAAAACAGUUCUUAUGGAAGAUAGAAUAUAUUUGUGAUCACUUAAACACAAUGAGUAAAACAACAUUUGUUUCUAAAGGACAUUGAUAUUAAUGGAAUUAGGUAGCUUUCGUGAAACUGAAAAUCUCUAUAGAGACGCAUGGUGGCGCUGCAGGAUAACAUCGGCGGUGUAAAAACACUGAACUGGACGUUGUUCUUGACUCGGUUACCCACCCGGUGCGCUCAGAGUGGUGGGAAGGCAGAACACGCCUUCAAGGUGCGAACUACAAGCUACUCAGCAGGGUUAAAAUCCUUAGGCCUCCUAAGAUUCGGUGGACGUUAGCAGAGACACGUUUCCCAAAACUGCGAAGAGAAGCUGAAGCGAUUCUGCAGGAAGAUUUCCUUAAAGGAGCUAUGGAGAACGGAAGGGCAGAAGCUCUGCAGAUAAGGCAAGUCCUGCUUCUUUUUGUUUUGCUAGGAAUGUCUCAGGCGCGUUCGGAAUCUGGGCGCUUUUCGGUGGCAGAGGAAAUGCAGAGCGGGAGCUUUGUAGGCAAUUUGGCAAAGGACCUGGGACUAGAAGUGGGUGAGCUGCUCUCAAGGGGGGCUCAGGUGGUCUCUAAUGAUAACAAAAGGCGUUUGCAGCUGGACAUAAACACCGGAGAUUUGCUCUUAAGCCAAUCACUAGACCGGGAGGAGCUCUGUGGCUCCACGGAGCCCUGUGUGUUGCAUUUCCAGGUAUUAAUGAAAAACCCUUUGCAGUUUUUACGAAUUGAGCUACAGGUCAGGGAUAUAAAUGACCACUCUCCUGCCUUCUUAGAAAAAGAAAUGCUCCUAGAAAUCCCAGAGAAUAGUCCUGUUGGUGCUGUGUUCUUACUAGAAAGCGCGAAGGAUUUAGAUGUAGGAAUCAACGCUCUAAAGAACUACACAAUAAGCCCCAACUCUUAUUUCCACAUUAAAAUGAGAGUCAAUCCAGACAAUAGGAAAUAUCCGGAGUUGGUUCUGGACAAGGCACUGGAUUAUGAAGAGCAGUCCGAGCUCAGUUUCAUCCUCACUGCUAUGGAUGGCGGGUCUCCGCCCAGGUCCGGGACUGCCACGGUUAGGGUCGUGGUUGUGGACAUUAAUGACAACUCCCCUGAGUUUGAGCAGCCAUUUUAUGAGGUGAAGAUUCCAGAGAAUAGCCUAUUAGGGUCACUCAUUGUCACUGUCUCAGCUUCGGAUUUAGACUCCGGAAAAAAUGGAGAAAUAUCAUAUUCUUUUUCCCAUGCCUCAGAAGAUAUUCGCAAGACAUUUGAAAUUAAUCAAAAGUCCGGAGAAGUCAUUUUAGCCACACCCAUGGAUUUUGAAACAACUGAAUCAUACUCAAUAAUCAUUCAAGCCACAGAUGGGGGCGGCCUCUUUGGAAAAUCAACAGUCAGAAUUCAGGUGAUGGAUGUGAAUGACAAUGCUCCUGAAAUCGCUGUGUCAUCAAUUACCAGUCCAGUCCCAGAAAAUUUGCCGGAGGCUGUGGUUAUGGUUUUUAGCAUUCGAGACAGAGACUCUGGGGACAAUGGGAAGAUGAUUUGUUCUAUCCCAGAAGACCUCCCUUUCAUACUAAAAUCUUCCGUUGAGAAUUACUACACACUGGAAACGGAGGAAAUGUUGGACAGAGAGAGCCAGGCCGAGUACAACAUCACCAUCACCGUCACCGACCUGGGGACCCCCAGGCUGAAAACCCAGCACAACCUCACGGUGACCGUGUCCGACGUCAACGACAACGCCCCGGCCUUCAGCCAGACGACCUACACCCUGCGCGUCCGCGAGAACAACAGCCCCGCCCUGCACAUCGGCAGCGUGAGCGCCACCGACAGAGACUCGGGCGCCAACGCCCAGGUCACCUACUCGCUGCUGCCGCCCCACGACCCGCAGCUGCCGCUGGGCUCGCUGGUGUCCAUCAACGCGGACAACGGGCAGCUGUUCGCGCUCAGGUCGCUGGAUUUCGAGGCGCUGCAGGCGUUCGAGUUCCGCGUGGGCGCGGCCGACCGCGGCUCGCCGGCGCUCAGCAGCCAGGCGCUGGUGCGCGUGCUGGUGGCGGACGCCAACGACAACGCGCCGUUCGUGCUGUACCCGCUGCAGAACGGCUCGGCGCCCUGCACCGAGCUGGUGCCGCGGGCGGCCGAGGCGGGCUACCUGGUGGCCAAGGUGGUGGCGGUGGACGGCGACUCGGGCCAGAACGCCUGGCUGUCGUACCAGCUGCUCAAGGCCACGGAGCCCGGGCUGUUCGGCGUGUGGGCGCACAACGGCGAGGUGCGCACGGCGCGGCCGCUGAGCGAGCGCGACGCCGUCAAGCACAGGCUGCUGGUGCUGGUCCGGGACCACGGCGAGCCGCCGCUGUCGGCCAGCGUCACGCUGCACGUGCUGCUGGUGGACGGCUUCUCGCAGCCCUACCUGCCGCUGCCGGACGCGGUGGCGGCCGAGGCCCGCGCCGACCCGCUCACCGUCUACCUGGUGGUGGCCUUGGCGUCCGUGUCGUCGCUCUUCCUGUUCUCGGUGCUGGUGUUCGUGGCGGUGCGGCUGUGCAGGAGGAGGCGGGCGGCGUCGGGGGGCGGCUGCUCGGUGCCCGAGGGUCCGUUUCCGGGCCACCUGGUGGACGUCAGCGGCGCGGGGACCCUGUCCCACAGCUACCAGUAUGAGGUGUGUCUGACGGGAGGUUCAGCGACCGGUGAGUUCAAGUUCUUGAAGCCGAUUAUCCCCAACUUCCCACCCCAGCACUCUGGGAAAGAGACGGAAGAAAAUCCUACCUUCCACAAUAGCUUUGGGUUCAAUAUAUAGAGACCACAAUUAAGUUUCAUAUUAUAUAUGUGCCACUUUUUUCGUGCCACUUCCAGAUCAAUGUUAUUUCCCCCAAUUUGUGUGUAUUUUAAAUUUAUCCGGGGUACUUUUAUAUUUUCACAAAUUGUACCCAUCUUUACUUUUAAGUGAAUGUUUUCUUUAUUUGUGGUUGUAAUUAGAUGGUACUUUAUUCUGUAAUCCAGGUCUUAAUGGGUAGUUUGCCUUUUUAAGGAAGAAGACCAAAUAAAUCACUUUUGUCCACAGCCCUCUCUCCAGUUACACUUUCACCCAUAAUUAUGCUUUUGGUAAAAAUAAAGCAGACCACUUUCAAAUUA
Neogale vison (American mink) is the source of this 4051-nucleotide messenger RNA. Its product is annotated as protocadherin beta-11-like. Lineage: Eukaryota; Metazoa; Chordata; Mammalia; Carnivora; Mustelidae. The record is from RefSeq and is a predicted model, not a curated record. Gene Ontology annotation, biological process: homophilic cell-cell adhesion. The transcript has a single exon. Gene Ontology annotation, molecular function: calcium ion binding. The coding region runs from base 1323 to 3716 and encodes 797 amino acids. Gene Ontology annotation, cellular component: plasma membrane.